UAGCCAGGGUGACAUUUGGGAUAGGAAAGCGAAGGCAUGGUUGUGCUUAAGUUGUGAGACGCCACGUCUUUUUAGUUCGUGUAGAGGUUUUUGAUAUUUAUUCCUAAGUGUAUAGAUUAAAGAGCGAAAUGGCGGCGUGGAGCUGUCGGUUUCUUCUUCAGCGGGGGACUCAAUUCGUUUCUCUCCGAGCAGCAGCUGAAAGUCCUGCCCAUUUGGUGGGUUGUAUUAGGACAGUAAAGACCACAACGUGGUUUGAGGAACACCUCACAGAGGAUAACCAGGAGUACAUGAGGAAGAGCAUGGCAGAGGAAUACAGAAGGCAAACAGCUGAAAAGCUCAACCCACUGAAAGAUGAGCCCUGGCAGCGGCAUGAGUGGACAGAGGGUAGUCGAAGAGUUGGGUUAAUAGCCGUGAAGCUGGGCAUGGCCCCUAUCUGGACAAAAACAGGAGAGAGACAUGUAGUCACCAUGUUACAGGUGCAGGACUGCCACGUAAUAAAGCACAUGGCCAAGGAAGAAUUUGAUGGAAACACCGCCGCCCUUGUGGUAGGAGGGAAAAACGUAUCACCAUUCUAUAGGUCGGAAAAGCAAAUGGAGAUGUUCAGGAAUGCGGGAGUUCCUCCGAAACAGAAAAUGACCACAUUUAAAGUCAGCGACAACGCCGUCAUCAAGCCAGGCACUCCCCUGUAUGCAGCACAUUUCCGUCCGGGCCAAUAUGUGGACGUCACAGGCAAAUCCAUUGGUAAGGGCUUUCAAGGCGUAAUGAAGAGAUGGGGGUUCAAAGGUCAGCCGGCAAGUCACGGUCAAACCAAAACUCAUCGCAGACCUGGAGCGUCUGGACCAGGAGGGGAUCCAGCCAAAGUUUUCAAAGGGAAAAAGAUGCCCGGCAUGAUGGGCAACAUCUUCAUCACAGCUUAUGGACUGAAGAUAUGGAGAGUCAAUACCAAGUAUAAUGUGCUGUAUGUUCACGGCUCUGUCCCCGGCCACAGGAACUGCUUACUGAAGGUAAGAGAUACCGUACUGCCAUCCAAGAGCUCCACCCUGCUCAACCCUCCUUUCCCUACCUAUUUCGAAGAGGAGCACAACCUGGAUGAAGACCUGUACGACGACAACUUGUUCAUUCACACAGAGCCGUCAUUAUCACUGACCUGACAAAACACACACACACACACACACACACACACACACACACACACACACACACACACACACACACACACACACACACACACUCAGGCGCUAAACACAUCUUUUCACCUAAGCCCACAAACUAUGUCUGGAUCCUCUAAUAAACUGUAAUUCCAUUGAAUGUC
Molecule: messenger RNA, 1312 nt
Organism: Chelmon rostratus (copperband butterflyfish)
Lineage: Eukaryota; Metazoa; Chordata; Actinopteri; Chaetodontiformes; Chaetodontidae
Gene: mrpl3
Product: mitochondrial ribosomal protein L3
Exons: 10
Coding region: 129-1151 (340 amino acids)
Biological process (GO): translation
Cellular component (GO): ribosome; mitochondrial large ribosomal subunit
Molecular function (GO): structural constituent of ribosome
Source: RefSeq, a predicted model, not a curated record